Molecule: messenger RNA, 2567 nt
Organism: Scophthalmus maximus (turbot)
Lineage: Eukaryota; Metazoa; Chordata; Actinopteri; Pleuronectiformes; Scophthalmidae
Product: zinc finger MYM-type protein 1-like
Source: RefSeq, a predicted model, not a curated record
AUGAAUCCAGACUACGACCUGGACUACAACACCACAUCCACAGACCAGCCAAGGGAAAGGAUGAUGGGUAAAUUUCGAAAACUGGUUAGACAUUUUAAAUGGCUGGAAUACUCUGCUAGAAAAGAUGUUGCUUUCUGCUUUGCUUGUAGGGUAUUUGGUAAAAAUCUCAGAAAGGAUGCAGUAAUGAAUGAGGCAAAGGGAGUACCUGGAACAUAUUGUGGCAGUUACCUGCUUCUUGAGGAAGCAAGGAAUAGCAUCCUUGAUGAAACGGAUGAGAGCGAGAAUAAAGGCAAUUUCCUAGAGUGCAUGACACUUUUGAGAACGUGUGAUCCGUUCUUGCAGAGGUAUACACCCCCAUCAAACACCACAUACCUCAACACCUCAUCUAACAGUCAGAAUGAGAUGAUAGAAAGUUGUUCACACGAUGUAACUGCAACUAUUGUCAGUGAGAUGAGGGAAUCAAAGAUGUAUGCCAUUAUGGCUGAUGAGGCCAGAGAUGGAAAGACAGAGCAGUUGGCAUUCUGUGUGAGGUAUGUUUCUGUGGAGGGUGCAGUUAAAGAGAGGUUCCUAGCCCUUACAGAGAUGCCACAGUUUGAUGCUACAUCAAUAACAGCUGCAAUUGAGAAUCAAUUGAUAGAGAAAGGAAUUGAUCAGUUAGUAUGUGUGGCACAGACCUACGACAGGGCAGCUAUCACGAGUGGGGAUGUUGGGAGUGUACAAGCCCAUUUUCAAAAGCAGCACCCUGAGGCGAUAUAUGUGCAUUGCUACGCACAUGAGUUGAAUCUUGUCUUAUGUCACACAUGCAGAGCUGUUUCUGAAGCCAAAGACUUCUUCAACAUGCUGGAAAGUCUCUAUUCUUUCUUUAGUGUCUCACUUCUGAACCACCAUAAGUUUGUUGAUGGUCAAAAGAAGUUAGGAUUGCAGGCUUGAAGGAUUGAAGGCAAAACUCCGUAAAUUCUCCACAGUGUAUUGGCUGAUGGUUUUCCAGACUCUACUGUCUGUAACAGCAAGUUUACACAGAUACCUACAGAAGGAGACCAUUGAUAUUGCCCAAGCAGUUGACAUACAAACAUUUUGUGACAAACACCCUGAAGCAGAAACGCAGUGAUGCUAGUGCUGCAGAUCUUCACAGCAGAACAAAGGCCAUAUGAGUCAGAAGAACUCAAAAGUAAAUUGUUAUUCCUUUGUCUGGACAGAAUGAUCUCUGAACUUGAUAAGCGUUUUUCUGGUGUGAAUCAGGAGUUGCUAAAUGGGAUUCAGGCCUGCAUUCCAAUCUCAGACCACUUCUUGUCUGAUUCACAUUUGUCAGCACUGGCACUGCAUUAUCACAUUCAACUUGUGAGUGAGUGUUAGUUGCCAAAACCUUUAUGCAGCGCAAGAGCGAGGCUGGUGUUGUUCAAGACAUGCCGACAGUGUUCAAUCUCCUGGAUUAUGAGAAGUUCCCUUCACUAAAAGCUGUUAUUCAGGUUGCCUUGACAGUACCAGUUAGCAGCUGUAGCUGCGAGAGGUCUUUUAGUGCCUUGCGUCAGCUACAUACCUGGCAGAGGAGGACCACGGGCCAAAGCAGACUCUAGGACCUGGGUGUGAUGUCAAUUGAGAAGGAGGUGCUUGAGAGAGUCAAAAACAGAUAAGCCACCCAUGAGGUGAGGCUACAUAGAUUAAGUCUCCCAAAGUAGAAGGCAUGUUAAAGCCAAAAGGGGAGAGAAGGGCAGAGUGACAUUGAUUUUUUUUGUAGAUUUCAAGCACUUGUUUAAAAAAAAAAUUGGUUUAAAAAUAAUGGACCUUUGUAUGUUUAUGUACUUAAUUGUAGUGAUGCACAUAUUUAUGCUCCGUUUCUUUUUAUGGCAACAAAAUAAUUCACUGGGGGAUGGCUAAACAAUGUGGGUUAUCUUGGCAACCAGCCGCAUGAUGCAUAUGAGAAAGCACAACAGCCAAUGACACAGCAAUCAACAAAUCCCUGUAUGCUUGUAAUCUACGUGGAUAGAUAUACUGUAGAUAGGAAAAGCACUUUCAAUGUUUUGAUUUUAUUUCUUUAAAUUCCUGCAAGUAUUUUCAAGACCUGGGUUACUAAGAUGGGGUGGAUUUUGGAGUUAACAAAUAUUCAAAUAAUUGUUAUACCUUUAUAUAUUUCACAUGUAUUGUUUAUACCUCAUUAUCUUUUAAUUUUAAUACAAUCUCAUUGUUGGUACUUUGUAAACCAAGUAAAGGCUUAGUGGCUCAGCAUUAAAGUCAGUAUUCCAGUGAGAGUGAUUUCCCCUACCCAAAAAGUCUAAUGUUCUUCUUUCGCAAAUGUGGGAAUGAUAGACCAAAAUUACAUUAAAAUGUACAGUUGUGUUUUUUUUGGGGGGGGGGGGUGGAUCACCCCUAAAGCUCUGAUCCUACAAUCACCCCUGGUCAGGUAUCCCUCCCCCAACCACCCAGGAGCUAGAGAAGCAAGUGAGCAGGGACCAGGACCACUUCCUAAAGAUUUGAUGCCAGCACAGCCUGACCCAUCAGCCGACGGACCUGCUUUGACACUAAAGAGCUAGGAAACCCUGUGCAGACACUGUUUUCUUUUUGUACAUAUG